Penicillium paradoxum is the source of this 477-nucleotide messenger RNA. RefSeq lists its product as uncharacterized. NCBI's taxonomy places the organism in Eukaryota, Fungi, Ascomycota, Eurotiomycetes, Eurotiales, Aspergillaceae. The record is from RefSeq and is a predicted model, not a curated record. Gene Ontology annotation, molecular function: ribonuclease MRP activity. The transcript is spliced from 2 exons. Gene Ontology annotation, cellular component: ribonuclease MRP complex; nucleolar ribonuclease P complex. Bases 1 to 477 code for a protein of 158 amino acids. Gene Ontology annotation, biological process: nuclear-transcribed mRNA catabolic process, RNase MRP-dependent; intronic box C/D snoRNA processing; tRNA processing.
AUGGUAGACCCUAUACAGCAUGAUAUGGAAAUCGACAAGGUAGACCCUUCACUGGAGUCGGCCAAGCGCAAAGCGCCCGAGACAAAACCAAAGACCAUCCAUUUCACAUCGCGCAAUCCACCCUGGACCUACCUCAAGCUCAAGCUUGUCUACCAACCAGGAAGUGCACCACAACCGCUCGACCCCCUCUCUGCACGAACCUAUCUCUCCUCCGCAUUAUCACAAUUCCUCGGCCUAACAGGCACAGCCAUUCCAAUCGACAUUCUCAAGAUCGAGAACGGAACCUCAACCCCCAAACACGAUAUCGUAUGGAUCCGCGUCCCGCGGGAAGACGCCUCGGCCGUCGUGAGCGCAGUCAGCUCGUGGAUCGGCGGCGGAACAGCGGGCUCUGCGGACGUCGCGUGGAGGGUUUGCGCCAAGGGGAAUUUCCUCGGCGCGCUGGUUGCUGGCUCGGGGGCUGAUCUGUUCGUUCCCUAA